This is a messenger RNA of Brassicogethes aeneus, 3052 nucleotides long. NCBI's taxonomy places the organism in Eukaryota, Metazoa, Arthropoda, Insecta, Coleoptera, Nitidulidae. The record is from the annotation of a GenBank genome assembly.
UCGAGGUGGUCUUGGAAUAUCUAAACGCCGGCCCUGUUCUGUCAGCUGUCAAAUAAAAGUCAAAUUUGACAUUUGAACGUGGCUAAAAUCGCAAUCCGACAUAAAUUAGCAUUUAAUUCGAUAAAUCCAAUGAACAAUCUGUGAUAUGUAGUAAACAUUACGAUCAAUCCGUCAAAACAAGUUAUUUAUAAGUUAAACCACCAAAUAAAAUAUGCCAACGACCUGAAAACAUAUCUGUGUUUAUAUUGAUUUAUUAAUCUAUUUGCAGCGAAAAAUGGCUUUAAAAAAGGUAAAAGGCAAUUUCGAACGUAUGUUCGAAAAGAACUUGACUGAUUUGGUGCGGGGUAUCCGAAACAAUAAGGAAAAUGAGGCAAAAUAUAUAUCUCAAGCGAUGGAGGACAUCAAGCAGGAACUCCGGCAAGAUAAUCUAGCCGUUAAGAGUAAUGCAAUCGCCAAAUUAACUUAUUUACAAAUGUUGGGUUAUGAUAUUUCCUGGGCAGGAUUUAAUAUAAUCGAAGUUAUGAGUUCCAAUAAGUUCACAUUGAAGAGGAUAGGUUAUUUGUCAGCCAGUCAAUCGUUUCACUGUGAUUCUGAGUUGUUGAUGUUAACCACAAACAUGAUUAGGAAGGAAUUAAAUUCUCAAAACCAGUAUGAAGCUGGUUUGGCUUUAACCUCUUUAAGUUGUUAUAUUAGCACCGAUUUAGCCAGGGACUUGUCAAAUGAUAUUUUAACUUUGCUCAGUUCAACCAAACCUUACAUACGUAAAAAAGCUGUUUUGAUGAUGUACAAGGUGUUUUUAAAAUACCCCGAGGCAUUAAGGCCAGCUUUUCCAAGGCUGAAAGAAAAAUUGGAGGAUCCUGAUCCAGGAGUACAGUCUGCUGCAGUAAACGUCGUUUGCGAGUUGGCUAGAAAAAAUCCGAAAAAUUAUUUGUCGCUAGCCCCGGUAUUUUUUAAGCUAAUGACCACCAGUACAAACAACUGGAUGCUGAUCAAAAUUAUUAAAUUGUUUGGCGCCCUAACUCCUUUAGAGCCUAGGCUAGGAAAAAAAUUAAUAGAGCCUCUAACGAAUUUAAUUCACAGCACUUCGGCUAUGAGUUUGCUUUACGAAUGCAUAAACACGGUGAUAGCCGUUCUAAUAAGCAUAUCCUCUGGAAUGCCGAAUCAUGCUGCAAGCAUACAACUGUGCGUUCAAAAAUUGCGAAUUUUAAUCGAAGAUUCCGACCAAAAUUUGAAGUAUUUAGGCCUGUUGGCAAUGUCUAAAAUCCUCAAAACGCACCCGAAGAGCGUUCAAGCUCACAAGGACCUAAUUCUGCAAUGCUUGGAGGACAAAGACGAGUCCAUAAGGCUUCGCGCUUUGGACUUGUUAUAUGGGAUGGUUUCCAAAAAAAAUCUGAUGGAAAUAGUGAAGAAGCUGAUGAUCCAUAUGGACAAAGCAGAAGGCACCAUAUACAGGGAUGAGCUGUUGAGCAAAAUCAUUUUGAUUUGCUCGCAAAACAAUUACCAGUUCAUCACGAAUUUCGAGUGGUACGUCACUGUGCUGGUGGAAACUGCCCAGUUGGAGUUUGGGUCAAAACAAGGUCACGUUAUAGCAUCCCAAAUAAUGGACGUUUCCAUUAGGGUGCAGGCAAUCAGAUCUUUCGCUGUCGCCGAAAUGGCUCAACUUCUCGACGUGUAUUCCUCCACAUCUCAAUUUACCAUAAUGCAGGAGGUUUUGUAUGCCGCCGCGUGGCUUUGCGGGGAGUUUGCGAGCGAGCUGAAAAAUCCCGAACAAACCCUGAGAUGCAUGCUGAAGUACAAGGUGCUGCCGCAGCACAUAGAGUCCGUUUUCAUACAUAACAUAGUGAAGCUGUUUGCGAACAUCAUGCUUAAAUUGGAGACUGAAGGUCGUUUCGUGGAGAUCGACGUACUGGCCGAUUUGAUAGCGGAGAAGAUAAACGAAAGCGUAAAAUCUGCCGAGUUGGAGGUGCAGGAAAGGGCCAGUACGACCCUGAUGGUCAUCGCUUUGGUCAAAAGUGAGAUUGAAAAAAAAAAAGAACAAGGAGAACCAAUGCUCGAGGAUAACGACAUUGACGACCCAUUGUCACCCGAAAAAAACGAACAAUCAAACACGAUCGCGUUCCAACUAUUGUCGCUAUUCAGCGGCGAACUGAACCCUGUGGCACCCAAGGCGCAGAAGAAGGUGCCCAUACCCGAAGGGCUGGAUUUGGACGCUUGGAUCAACGAACCCCUUGAAGAGAGCGAUUCCGAGAGCGAGCCGGAGAUGACCGAAAAUUUGUUCGUCAAAACCGACAAGUACGGUUACGGGGACAAGGAGAAAUACCAGCCGGAACCUACGGAAGACGAAAUCAAGAAGAGUCGCGAGGCUAGGAAAUACGAGCAGCAAAACAACCCGCACUACCUUAAAGGCAGUUCUCUGGAGAAAAACGAAGAUCAGUUGGAAAAUUUCGACUCCAUUCCGGUGACGGAACUUAAUCUGAACGUGCCUUUAAAGGUGAUGGGGCAGAAACGUUCGGACAAAUAUCUGAACAUGUCGGGGGAUAAAAAGGAGAAGAAAACCAAGAAGAAGGGCAAGAAGAAGAAACGGAAAUCCGAGAGUUCUUCCGACGAAAAUGCAGACGUCGGGCCUUCGGUGGAAGUAAAAAGAGAUCUGGAGCUACCAGAGGGCGCCACAUUAUCAGAUUCCGACUCAGACAGGGGCAACAAGGACGAUCCCCAUAGAGCCCUGGAUAUAGAUCUUGAACUUCCUGCUGCUUACGAUUUCAACGCUAAACCUGCCAAGGACUCGGUAAAGGGAAAAUCAGAAAAAAAAGAAAAGAAAAAGUCAAAGAAGAAGGAUGAAAAGGGUAAAGACAAGAAGAAAUCGCAUAAACACAGAACGGAAGACAUGUUGCAAAUGGGGGAAACCCCCAAACCUGAAGAGAAAAAGGCGAAAAAGCACAAGAAAGAAAAAAAGGAGAAAAAGGAAAAAGAAGGAAAGACCAAGUUAAAAAAAUCCAGUUCUGGCUAUGAAGAAGCCAUUGGUAUUUCCACCCCAAGUAAAGAAUUUGUUUAA